AUGGCUACACAAACCUUUUGCAUUGCCCCUGCUCUGCUAGAUCUGUCGCAAGGUCAAUUAGUGGGUCACAUCCAGAACGAGCACAAUGGCAUCGACAGCAGGAGAGCCGUGAUCAAGCAGGGCUCCAUGGACCGUGAAUGCCCCGGUGAUAUCAUAGUGCCAUGGGGUUCUCCCCAGUCAUGCGCCGAGGACAAGGAAGCAUUCCCCGCUUCGGAGGCUGAAAUAAAAAUAACUGCCACGACACUGUCAGAACCAGCACUUCCACACAUUUCUUCGGCAGAUGAGGUGAAAGCCGAAGCAACAGACCAGCAAGAUGUCGGCCAGCGCCUUUCGACGAGGGAUUUAUUGCACACUUUGCUCUCCGCAACCACCGUCACCCAUAACGAGUGCAAUUUGCUGCAGGAGUUAAUGCCAGAACAAACCACCAGUGAUGUUCUCAGUAAAACCUGGACGCCUGAAUCGAAAUCUUGCCUAGGCAGCAACAACAUGCAAUCACAAAAGCACCGGCGAUUCCAGGCCGACCGACAUCGGCUGAAACCUAAGCCCUUAAGAUGUCGUGGGAAAAAGGCAUUUCCCCUUGCACAGCAAAAUUUUGGCGGAAAGGACAAUCCGAGAAAAUAUGAGUGGUAUCUGCCCAGAGCUGUCUUCGAGACCUCUGCUGUGCUUUGA
This is a messenger RNA of Cladophialophora immunda, 669 nucleotides long. RefSeq lists its product as uncharacterized. NCBI's taxonomy places the organism in Eukaryota, Fungi, Ascomycota, Eurotiomycetes, Chaetothyriales, Herpotrichiellaceae. The record is from RefSeq and is a predicted model, not a curated record. Bases 1 to 669 code for a protein of 222 amino acids. The transcript is spliced from 2 exons.